This is a messenger RNA of Anastrepha ludens (Mexican fruit fly), 2025 nucleotides long. RefSeq lists its product as uncharacterized. Bases 213 to 1985 code for a protein of 590 amino acids. The record is from RefSeq and is a predicted model, not a curated record. The transcript has 5 exons. Lineage: Eukaryota; Metazoa; Arthropoda; Insecta; Diptera; Tephritidae. Gene Ontology annotation, biological process: SCF-dependent proteasomal ubiquitin-dependent protein catabolic process. Gene Ontology annotation, cellular component: SCF ubiquitin ligase complex. Gene Ontology annotation, molecular function: RNA binding.
AGAGAGCAAUCAGCCGACACUUUUCUACGCAAACUAUCCAAAAUCCCAAGUCAACGAUCUACAAUACUACAGAACGGUGGUGAUUUUUCAUUCACCUGGGGCUCUCAUUAGUUUCAUCGUGUCAGCUGAAAAAACGAACUAGAAUUUGUCAUUACUUUUUUGAAUUCCGUUGAGUUAAAUACGUUAGUAGGUACUGCCGAGCGGAUAAGAUCAUGUCGUUGGUGCACUCUGGUGAAAAUUUGGAUCCUGAGGGCCCUGGAAGCAGCAAGGUGUUUUUUACGACAGAUAAAAAGGCGUACACAGAGGACAACGUAUUGAUUUACAAUAUUAUCGUAUACAACAUUCCAAGAUGGUUGAAAGAUGACCACAUAUUUCGUUAUUUUCGAAAGUUUGGCCUGAUUUCGGAAUUACGACUAGUGGAUGAGAAAGAGAGAUGUUGUCGUUUUUCGCCGACCGUAGGAUUUGUGAACUUUGUGGAACCAGAAAGUGCUUACAGAGUACUGCAGAAAUGUAUACAUUGUAUACGACAUUCAUUUAUUGAGGUUAAAGCUGACAAUAGUUGGAAUCAGCCUGAUGCCGAAAAAGCAUAUAGCCAAAAGAAACGUGGAGCCCAACAAAGGAAAGCUGAAACUUUGAACGUUGAUACGAACUUUACUGUCCUGAAUGUGCUAUCGCUAAAUGAUUAUUGCUUAGAGAUUAUUUGUGGUCUAUUAGGGCUACGAGAUCGAAUACGUUUUGCACGAGUAUGCAAUCGUUUUGAAGAAGUAUUCAAAAUGUUAUCCAGGCGCGCAUAUAAAAGGUUCGAAUUUCAUAAACUCUUAGGAAUGGCAUUAUGGGAGAUACGCGACUUCUUCCGUUUCGCCGGCAAGAAUAUUGAACGAGUGUCGGGCGCUGUACCACUUAAAAAUCGUCAACACAUCAUACCACUUAUUAUAACGUGCUGCGUCAACUUAAAACGAAUCACAUUAUAUGAUUGUAAAAUAAAGCGCAAUUGUCUGAAGAAAUUCUUUCGUAAUUUCCAUCUAUUACGGGAGUUACAUUUUCAUAGAUGCGAUUUACAUGACCUCUCAAUACAAUCUCUGCAAUACUUGACUCAAUUAGAGAGCCUGACACUCUCCGAUAACUGGAAGAUAACAGGCAAAUUUAUGAAAUCGUUGGUGCAGCUGAAGGUUCUAAAUUUAUAUAAUUGUAGUAAUAUUAAAACUUCCAAUUUGAUUAAAAUAUGCCGUUCCAUGCCAAACUUAAAAUCGCUUGACAUACGUCACUGUGAACGGCUAUCGCCAAUCUUUUUCAACAGCAUGGCAGAACAUUGUCCGCAACUCGAAAUAUUGAAAAUAUCUUGCCCAUAUGAGCAUGUAUCAUUAUUACCUCGACUGAAACACCUAGAAUUGAUACUCGACACAUCUCUUUCGGGAUCACAUACACAGAUUUUUUUCAAAUUGGUCGAAAAUAAGUCGCAGCAAUUAGAAACCUUAAAAAUCUAUGGCACAAAUUCAAUCAAUCCGCAAGAAAUCAGUUUCAUAUCAAAAUUGAAAAAUCUGAAAUCAUUAUAUUGCGCAAAUAAUCAAGCAAUCGACACUAACGCGCUUCGAAAACUUUGCCAAUUAGAGCAACUUGAAGAGCUGGUUAUUAGAAACAGUGGCAAUAUAACAAAUGAAGCUCUGAUAAAACUGUUGCGAAGUUGCAAGCAUCUGCGUCACUUAAAAAUAGAAUUUUGCGAACAAAUUACUUGUGAAUUCGUCUUAGAAGCCAUAAAUAUAUUAAAAGACCGUAAAGACGGAUCUCAACUUCCGUUCGUUCUUUUUGUAUACGGAACAUCUAUAGAUAAAUAUGGAAUGUCAGAGUGUCAGAAAUACAUGGAGGCUGAGAAAGAGUCACUUAUCAAAAUAGUGUUCGAAGCAUUAAUUGAUGAUAUGGAAAUUCCUGAAGACGAAACUUGUAACAGCUGGCUGUUGGAAGAACCUGGUACGAUUGGUUUCCAAUGAAAUCUGUGUCUGCAUCUAAUCGUAUGACAUAGUAGCUUAA